AUGUCUGUGUUUGUGUGUUAUUUUUUUUCCAGCAAGAUGAAGGGGGUGAUGUCCUGCAGGACCUAGCACAACAUGUAAGGAAAAUCGUUGUGUACUAACCUGGGAUAUUUACGUUAAGGAUUAUGUUUACCAAUCGAUGACAGUAUUGACUCAAUACGGAGUUUGCUUUCGCUAUCCGUCACGGUUUACAUGUCUGACAUAUAACCGUGCUCGAGAAAACCACAGGUAGCAUAAUGUAUUUCAGCAGAUUUUAUGUGCUACUUAAUUCGUGCGAAAAGACACCAAUUUAACCAGUAGGCUACACACAACAACCAUAAACGGAUAGCCUAUUUUUCUUUAUUUUCUUUAUUAUGGCUAAUUAAACGUUUUGAAUAUACAGAAAUGUUGUCUUUAUUUAAUAAUGUUUCAAACACUGUAGUUGUAUGCCUAUGUACUGUUUGAGAUUUUCUGAACAUCAUUUGUGAGAAAAUACACACAUUUACGUACAACUUAAUUCGUGGGAAAAAUUGUUUUAUUAAUGCUAACGCUGUUUUCUAUGCUCGAUUUCGAUUAAUUCUUUGGGAUACUGGUGCACUUUUGGUCAGAAAGGCCCCUUUUCCGUGUAGGCAACAGUACACGAUUUUCUUCAUAAUGCAUUUCAUAUUUCGUAGAGUCUAAAUUACACCAUUUUCUUCAUUAUUCAUUUAAUACAUGUUAAAGAGGUUAAUGUAAAAAUAAUGAAAUAUGUCGGCUUUCACUUAUGGCACUUCCAAGGCCUUUCUAUUGUGGUUAUGUCAAUCAUAUUAUAUACUUAGGCUAUUGUAACGCGUUCAACCAGUUAGCAAGUCAGAAAUGUCCGUUUCCUAGUACCGACUAGCACUUGAAUGCUGUAUUAUGCCAACUUCACAUUCUCGUGGAAAAUGGGAAGUUGUAACUCCCACAUGAUUGUGUUCAAGUGGUUUUGAAGUCGGAACAAUUCUUAAACCAAUAAGAUUUGCAACAACAUUUUCACUAUUUCUCACUUGUAAUUCCUACUUGGAGGGUCAUUCAAGUGAAACUUCCCAGUCGGAACUAGGUAUUUCCGAUAACUCUGAUAGCACCCUGAACGCGACAUUAAUAUGUGUCAUCGACAACAGUAGAGUCUGGGUCCCGGCGUGUCCAGUCCCCAUACCCAUUCCAUAGGAGUGAGUGUCAGUAGUCUACUAUAUGUCCGUGCUAUGUGAAGUAAGUAUGGUGAUUAUUAUUAAGGUUCUGGUCGUCUGAGAUACCAACAAGUAAGGCUAUACAACAUACAAUAUCAAUAAAUAUAUAUUUUCUCCUAUUAGUGUAUUUGAGUUUGUUCUGUCGUUUCUGGAUGAUUUAAUUGAAAUUGCAACCAACUUUCUAUGGCUUGUUUUAGAUAUAGUGAUAUUUGAGAGAUUAUUUCAUUUCAAAUAACUGAAAGUGAGAGGUUGUAAUUUGAAUAAAGGGGGGAAAUGCCAUUAUUGAACAUGUGGUGAUUAGAACAAAAGAUUUCACUCUUGACUUUGGCGAAUAUUAUCGCGCGGCAGUGUCCUAAUGCCUGCGCGCAGUGGACUAUUGGCAUCGUUUGCCAUAGAUUAGAACAUAAGAUUUCACUCUUGACUUCAGCGACUAUUAUUGCGCAUAAAGGGCCGGCAGUGUACUGUUGCGCGCACAUUGUGCUUUUGCCUGCGCGCAGUGUGCAGUUGCAUCCGCGCUGUGUACUAUUGGCCUCGUUUGCCAUAGCAGGCUAGCAUUAAAUUAUAACACAAGAUUUCACUCUUGACUUUAUUAUUGCGUGUAAAGGCCGGCAGUGUUCUAUUGUUUUGGGCGCGCAGUGUAUUAUUGCGGGCGCACGCAAAGUGUAUUGUUUUUUGGCGUACAGUGUGUUUUUUGGGCGCGCAGUGUAUUGUUUUGGGCGCGCAGUGUACUGUUUUGGGUGCGCGGUCAAAAAAAAAAAGAAGCAAAGCAUCCCUUCCGAUAGCCAACAGAGGAGGCCUCCGCAACGGGCCAAUCGGGGUGGUGGGGAGAUGGUGUCCAAUCAGCAGAUGCCACUGCCGGCGUUAUACAUUUCACAUGGGCAUUUUGAGGCUAUAUUCCGACUGUCUAAGAAGGAAGCUAGCGCCAUGGCCAGAACCAAGCAAACCGCUCGCAAAUCCACCCGUGGCAAAGCCUACAGGAUGCAGCUCGCCACCAAGGCUGCGCAGGAGAGCCUCCCCGUUACAGGCCCGGCACCGUGUCUCAGAGAGAUCUGUCGUUACCAAAGCUCCACUGAGCUGCUCAUCCGCAAUGUGCCCUUCCAGCGCCUGGGGAGAAAAAUCGCCCUGUUCUUCAAGACCAACCUGCGCUUCCAGAGCUCCGCCGUGAUGGCCCUGCAGGAGGCCAGCGAGGCUUACCUGGUCGGUCUGUUCGAGGACACCAAACUGUGUGCCAUCCACGCAAAGAGGGUGCAUAUCGUGCCCUAG
This is a messenger RNA of Coregonus sp. 'balchen', 2444 nucleotides long. The record is from the annotation of a GenBank genome assembly. Lineage: Eukaryota; Metazoa; Chordata; Actinopteri; Salmoniformes; Salmonidae.